Messenger RNA from Molossus molossus (Pallas's mastiff bat), 1383 nucleotides. It is a transcript of the gene GDF6, whose product is annotated as growth differentiation factor 6. Gene Ontology annotation, cellular component: extracellular region. Gene Ontology annotation, biological process: SMAD protein signal transduction; BMP signaling pathway. Gene Ontology annotation, molecular function: cytokine activity; growth factor activity. The coding region runs from base 1 to 1383 and encodes 460 amino acids. The transcript has 2 exons. NCBI's taxonomy places the organism in Eukaryota, Metazoa, Chordata, Mammalia, Chiroptera, Molossidae. The record is from RefSeq and is a predicted model, not a curated record.
AUGGAUAUUCCCAGGGUUCUGCUCUCGGCCGUCUUCCUCAUCAGUUUCCUGUGGGAUUUGCCUGGUUUCCAGCAGGCUUCCAUCUCAUCCUCUUCGUCCUCUGCCGAUCUGGGCUCCGCCAAGGGAAUGCGAAGCCGCAAGGAAGGGAAGAUGCCGCGGACGCCGCAGGAGAGUGCCACUCCACGGGCGUCCCCGGAGCUCCACGAGCCACAACCGCGGGCGCAGGAGGAGCCCCAGCGGCCGCCGCCGCCGCAGCCCCAGGCACAGGAGCCUCCGGGCAGGGGCCCACGCGUGGUGCCCCACGAGUACAUGCUGUCAAUCUACAGGACUUACUCCAUAGCGGAGAAACUGGGAGUAAAUGCCAGUUUUUUCCAGUCUUCCAAGUCGGCUAAUACGAUCACUAGCUUUGUAGACAGGGGACUAGACGAUCUCUCGCACACUGCUCUCCGGAGACAGAAGUAUUUGUUUGAUGUGUCCACGCUCUCAGACAAAGAAGAGCUGGUGGGCGCGGAGCUGCGGCUCUUUCGCCAGGCGCCCGCAUCGCCCUGGGGGCCGCCCGCCGGGCCGCUCCAUGUGCAGCUUUUCCCCUGCCUGUCGCCCCUGCUGCUGGACGCGCGGACCCUGGACCCGCAGGGGGCGCCCCAGGCCGGCUGGGAAGUCUUCGACGUGUGGCAGGGCCUGCGCCACCAGCCCUGGAAGCAGCUGUGCUUGGAGCUGCGGGUCUCGUGGGACGAGCCAGACGCUGGAGAGGCCGAGGCGCGCGCGCCAGGGUCCCAGCAGCCGCCCCCGGACCUGCGGAGUCUGGGCUUCGGCCGGAGAACGCGGCCCCCCCAGGAACGUGCCCUGCUAGUCGUGUUCACGAGAUCCCAGCGCAAGAACCUGUUCGCCGAAAUGCGCGAGCAGCUGGACUCGGCCGAGGCAGCUGGCCCCGGAGCGGGCGCCGAAGGGUCGUGGCCGCCGCCGUCGGGCGCCCCGGACGCCGGGCCUUGGCUGCCCUCACCCGGCCGCCGGCGGCGGCGCACGGCCUUCGCCAGCCGCCACGGCAAGCGGCACGGCAAGAAGUCGAGGCUGCGCUGCAGCAAGAAGCCCCUCCACGUCAACUUCAAAGAGCUGGGGUGGGACGACUGGAUUAUCGCACCCCUGGAGUACGAGGCCUACCACUGCGAAGGCGUGUGCGACUUCCCGCUGCGCUCGCACCUGGAGCCCACCAACCACGCUAUUAUCCAGACGCUGAUGAACUCCAUGGACCCCGGCUCCACCCCGCCCAGUUGCUGCGUGCCCACCAAAUUGACUCCCAUCAGCAUCCUGUACAUCGACGCGGGCAAUAACGUGGUCUACAAGCAGUACGAAGACAUGGUGGUGGAGUCAUGCGGCUGCAGGUAG